AUGUCUUCCAAUAGCAGCAGAAAAACAGACCAUAAAGGAAAAGGAAAAGCAUCUGCAAGUAUAUCUACCUCUGCAAACCGUGUUUUGGCUGGCCAUGUUGGACCUCAAGAAAUUGCCCCCAGUUUCUCAUCCACAACUAUCCAAGAUCAGCAAUACGCAGAAAUUGUUGAAAUGUUUAGCAAAGUAAACAACAGUAUCAACGGUGUCAAGGAUGACAUUGCUGCUGUCAAUAGCAACAUGACAGCCUUUAAAAACAGGAUGGGCGUUGUUGUUGACACGUCUGGAAAGACAUAUACGGCAUUUGCAGACUUUGCAACUGCCUAUACCAACAAUCAGACUGGUAUGGCUAGUUUAGGACCAUCUCUGAUGCCAUCCUAUGUCCCCCAGACCUCCCUCAGUGAUGCCAAGGUUUCUGUCAUUAUCUUGUUUUUACAAGUGUAUGAAGCUGGCUUACUCAUAGGUGGUAAGACCAACUUUCGAACAUAG
Messenger RNA from Phycomyces blakesleeanus NRRL 1555(-), 486 nucleotides. RefSeq lists its product as hypothetical. The coding region runs from base 1 to 486 and encodes 161 amino acids. The transcript is spliced from 2 exons. Lineage: Eukaryota; Fungi; Mucoromycota; Mucoromycetes; Mucorales; Phycomycetaceae. The record is from RefSeq and is a predicted model, not a curated record.